AUGGCCCAUUCAAACACGCAAAACUUCCAGAAGCAGACCUUCGUUUUUAAGAAGGUUGGAUCACUUGAACUGUCAUUAGACGUAGUGACCAAGACCAGCGCCACACCUAGCGCAGCACUAAUUCAUUAUCAUGGUGGCUUCCUCGUCUUUGGAGGCAAAGACGUUUGGACUCCUGAAUGGUUGCUGAAGGCCGCAGUGCGCCGCAACUGGGCCUUCGUCUCUCCAUCAUACCGGCUUGUACCCGAGGCUACAGGAGAAGAGGUUUUGAGUGAUGCUCUCAGUGCUGCUCAAUGGGUCUCAGAGAACAUCACCAAGAAGGUCAUUAUUGCAGGUUCAAGUGCUGGCGGGUUCCUUGCUAUAGCCACAGCCGCUCAGCGGGCCAAUCCACGCCCUCUCGCUGUCUUGUCUGUAUAUGGUAUGAAUGACUUGUCGCAGCCUCGAUACGUUACGCCUGGCUCGCCUCUGAAAUUGGGACCACCUGCUACUGGUUUGGACCUUGUUGUCAAGCAAAUAGCAGAUUUGAAAAGUGAAGAGGCUAUCGAUGAAUACGAUACGGGCUUUGAUUUCUCUAAGAACAAGCGAUUGCCCUUUGUAGCGGCAAUGCAUCAGGCUGCCAUUUACCCUGAUGUUCUUACAGGCGACCAGGGUCUCGCCGCUCGCAUUCGAGAAAUUGGUCCAAGCGCCAUUCCUCGUCAUCAUGCGAAACUAUUCCCUAUUGCAACUGGACUGCCUGCUGACUUCCCACCCACAGCGUUGGUACACGGGACUGAGGACUCUGCAGUUGAUGUAUCGCAGAGUGAGGUCGCAGCAGAGGCGGUUCAAAAGCUUGGUGUCGAGGUUUUACUUCAAAGGGUGGAGGGCCAGAGUCACGGAUUCGAUCUAAGGGAAACGUCAGGAAAGGAUAUCGAAGCUCCUGAAGCUGACAAGACUCCAGUAACUGAAGCACUGAACAGCAUCAUUACGUUUCUCAGCAGAUUCGCUGACUGA
This is a messenger RNA of Fusarium oxysporum Fo47, 987 nucleotides long. Its product is annotated as Alpha/Beta hydrolase protein. The coding region runs from base 1 to 987 and encodes 328 amino acids. Gene Ontology annotation, molecular function: serine-type peptidase activity. Gene Ontology annotation, biological process: proteolysis. The record is from RefSeq and is a predicted model, not a curated record. NCBI's taxonomy places the organism in Eukaryota, Fungi, Ascomycota, Sordariomycetes, Hypocreales, Nectriaceae. The transcript has 2 exons.